Molecule: messenger RNA, 564 nt
Organism: Geodia barretti
Lineage: Eukaryota; Metazoa; Porifera; Demospongiae; Tetractinellida; Geodiidae
Source: the annotation of a GenBank genome assembly
AUGCGAGAGAACCGAGCGAAACACAAGUUGGAACGGGGCGAGACCGUCGUCUGCCUCUCCGGGAACAACUCGACAGACAUGAUCGAUCAGCUGGGACCACUGGGGUUCGACGCGAUCUGGCUUGAAGGGGAGCACGGCCCGGUGGAUUUCGGCGACAUCCCCGACCUGACGCGGGCCUGCGACCUGUGGGGCAUGACAUCGGUGGUGCGGGUCAACCAGAACAAUGAAGGGAUUAUCUACCGCACGUUCGACUUGGGGGCGCAAGGGCUGGUCGUCCCUCAUGUCAAUACGGUCGAAGAGGCCAAGGCGGUGGUCGACGCGGCCAAGUUCCAUCCUGCCGGCAGGCGGGGCAUGUACACGAGCCGCCAGGGAUACGGCGUCCCGGACUAUGUACACCGGGCCAACGACGAGACGCUGGUCGUUGUCCUGAUCGAAGACAUCAUUGCGAUCAACAACCUGGCUGAGAUUCUGACCGUCGAUCAUAUAGACGUUUCUUCGUCGCGCCCAGCGACCUGGCGCAGACGAUGGGGCAUCUGGGCAAUACGGACCACCCCGAUGUUGUAG